CUCCGCGGCGCCUUGAGGAGGAAGGUGGGGGCAAUUUAGGCAAGUCCCUAGGGUUUGGGAGGUGGGAGGCCCUUGGCGUGAGGAGCGAGGCCAGGGGAGGUCGUGCCGUUGCUAAAAAUAAAGGUAUAAAGGAAGUUUUUAUUUGUAACGCAAGCCCUUCAGAGGGAGGUGCUCUGGCUCUGGGUGUUCCCCAGGAGACUGGUUAGAUUUUAGGUGUUCCGGCCUCUCGGGAUUUCUUUCUGUUGUUUGAGGGGCUGCUGAGGGGAAGGAGACCUCAUGUAGUUGUUAGUCAGCAGCAGGUUCUUCUGCUGGGCUAUCCUUUAGAAAACUGAAAAGACUUGCUUCAGAGUUUGGGCAGCAGGUGUGCGUUUUCAUGACUGAGAAACUAGAGUUUUUAAUAACUUGGGGACUAAAACCACCAAGGUUCCCAUUCUGGAGCAAUGCCGGUACCAGAUGCAUCUAAAAAACACAGAGUUGAGGCACCUGUGGCAGCAAAUGUAGGUGGGAGCAGACCCAAGGCACCUGUGGUAGCAAACGCACCUAAGAGCAGCAGACUCAAGGCACCUGUGGUACCAGAUCCACCCAAGAACAGCAGAAUCAAGGUGCUAGCAGCCACUAAAAUGUUGAAUCCUCGAGAUUUUGUGUGCAUUCAGGCUUUGCCUGGCUUUGCUCAGAAGGAGGGAAAGGUCUUGGCCAGAAGCAGAACAAUUUACAGAAGCAGUGAACCUCCAAGAGAACAAGUGUUUUGGGAAAACUACCAUAGGAGGCAAAAGCAAUUUACUCAGGGACACUUCACCCCCACUGGGAAGCCUUAUCGGGAGCUUGGAGAGAUUCUCUACACAGACCCGAAGAAACUCACCCUCUACUCUUUGGGGCAGCUUGCACAGGAACCAGUGAAAAAAGAUGUGCAGGAAAAACCACCCAAAGAAGUGGCUGAGGUUACUACUAACAAGUGCUCUUUCAAUCCAGAGUUUGAUCACUUUCAGUCUGAUCCACCAGAACCAGUGAAGAGGGUGUCCCCAUUUAGAGACACAGGGAAGGAGCUGAAGACUCUUAGUAAAGCUCUAGCUCACUCAAGGCAUCAUAUCAAUUCUGUGAAGCAAGGUGGAGAAUACUUUCAUCUACUUCACCAAGAAUCACUGGAGAGGAAUAACAGACAGAAAGCAGCUCAGCAGGCUCAGGGCACGAGAUGGAGGACUGAGUUCCAGGCACCCGAAUAUUCCUCUGAUGUGGAGGAGUCAGAGGAAGAAAUAAACAUUUGCUCUCUAACAGAAGGCAACCACCUGAGGAAGUCAGGGAAGAAGAAAAAAAAGAUGACCUUACGGUCUUUCACUCCUGUUUAUACCAGUGUCUUGUUUUCAAGCCCCCCUGGAGCAAAAAGUGAACAUCUUUUCCGACAACUGUGUGCCAUACACUGGCUUUUGGAAGCUUUGACUCUUGAAUCCAACAGUUCCAUGUGUUCCAUAUUAACUUGUUGGAAUCCAAUGCACCCUGGUGGUUGUAAAAAAACAGUAAAAGAAAUUGAAGAGGAAAAGUUAGCAACAUACAUGUGGGAGCUCUUUAUUACAAACACAAAGAAAUGCACCUGGAAAGCACGAUACAGUCUACUUAGCAGGAAGAUAAACAAGACAUCUACUCCAGGUAUCUCUCAGCUUAGCAGUCAGUCAUCUCCCCGUAGUCAAACCCCUCGUGGCAGCGAAACUUCCACCGUACUUUGCUCUGAAGACAAUGUCAAGAUUAAUAUAGCUUCAUCUGAUGUUAUGAGUGAGUCAGCACAAGCUAAAGAACAACAACCUCUUUUCCCCUCCUUACAGAAAGUCAUCCAAAUAACACAUGAAGAGGUGUCAAAAGAUGCCCAUAAACAAGAAGAUAUGGUCAAGAAGAUUGGACUGCAGCGUUUGUUGCCAGUGGCUCAGAAGAACUACAGAGUAAACAUGCCAUUCAUUAAGGACCAAGAGAGUAUAAUACCAAGGAAACAGAGGCCCAGAAGGCAGGGCUGCCAUAUCAGCUCUUUCAUUAAAAGCAAAUCUAACUUGUGUGCCGAUAUGAGGCAAAAGUUCACAGCGGUACGUGAAGAAGCAGCUUGUGGUUUACAUAAUACCCUAGUGAGCCUUGAGAGGAGGCAGGAAGAGCGAUGUUGUCAAAAAUACCAGGCUUUGAAACAAUUGAAGUAUUUCAGAAGAGACAUGGAAAGAAUAAGACAGCUGGGCAUGAGAGCUGAAAGAGAACAUGAUGAAGGUGGACCAAACUGGUUUCCUGUAUUGCUUGCCAGACUCCCAGAGUCUGUGAAGAGUGACCAUUAUGUACAGAAAAUCUUAAAGAAACUAGAAAAAUAUGGCAAGACUCCUGACUUGAAAAUUCAUCCAGACACCUUUCUUAAGGUUCUGGCUGACCUACAGGUGUGGGAGCUGUGUUCUCCAGAAAUUGCUGCAGCUGUGGAGUUUGUACGUGAAAGUAUUGUGCAGAUGCCGGAAGACGAUUUCAGCGAGUGGUUUCAGACAAGAGUAGCCCCCCUCAGUGCACAGUCCUCCACCUUUUAAUCAAACAGCCAGAUGAGAUGGUUUUCCAGCUACAACUGUCUUCAAGCAGAAAACUACUGCCUGUUGAGAUCUGCCUCAAGGAAGACUAGGGAAGGGGAGCUGACUUCAGGAAGUCCCACUGACCACUCUUGCACAAAUGAAAUUUGUCCCUCUACAGUGCUCUGCUGGCUGUAGUCAGCCACAGAAAAUAAAAGCUAAAUACUGUUGCUCCUUCCUGUAUGAUGUCUUGGACAGACCAUCAAAUUUCAAUCUCAUCUAACCAUGUAGAAUGAAGACUGAGUUUCUGAUGACAGGUCGGGUCAUUUCUUCAGACAUUCCUCUAACAAUACCUAUAGUAUAACAAGCCAUCUACUCAGUAUGGAUAUACUGAUUUCCAUAUCUAAAUGACAUUGCCUCUCUUUGCUCUUCAUUUUAGCUCUCCUUUAUAAAAAAUACCCCAAGCACAGGUUAGUUGUAAGCUUUAAGACAAUUUUUUUUGUGCACUAAUUCUUUUUGUAAUUCAGAUGUUUUAUUUUUGCAUUGGGUUUAUUCUGUAGUUAUUUUGUGAUUAUAGAUUAAUUCUUGCCUUAUUAAAAUCAAUAUUGAAAACCCAAGCAUCCUUAGAUGCAUUUCCCAGGUUUUCACCUGAAGAUAUGUUUUCCCCUGCUUACCUUAGCAUAUGUUUGCUAUUACUCUGCUGGGUAAGACAGUAGAAUGACACCCCUGAACUCGCAGACAGUGAUAAAUACAUGACCUUUGUGAACCUGUCUGGGCUUAACUGUGUAUUUCAUGGUGGGUCAUAAUUGCUGGGUGAUGAAAUCAGUGACCCAGCGACCUUCUAAGCUGAUGAUCUUAAUGACCUGCUUACCUGCCUGUCAAAGCUUCCAGAAGACCCGCUGGGGAGAAAUGCUGUUGAUCCUUCAGCCACAAUAAGGGGAAACAAUGCCAGCUUAGGGUAUAGGUGAGUACAGUGACCCCUGAGGUGUAAUAUGUUAUUGAUUAAUGGUCUUAUUUUGUCCCCUCCUCAUUAUCAAGAGAUAAAUGUUUUUCAAGGAAAAGAGCCAAGAACACAGAUUUCUAUGACUUGCAGCCAUCAGAGAAAAGUAAGCUCUUAAAGUUCUGUUGCGCUCCCACUUUAUUCAUUCUGUAUAUGGCAGUGAUAAGCUAGUAUUUGUACAGGUAGUGAAGCCAUAUUUUCCCCUGUCCAUGCUUUUCUUUCCCUCCAUCUCAAAAUCCAGUGGCAAACUUCCCUCAAAAACUCUGUAGGACUGAUCUACUGCCCAGUGAAAUUGGUGGCAGUGCUGCCGCCAGGUGAACAGGAUGUGGUCCAAUUCUGACCUGUGACACCUCAACUCCACUGGUCACUGUAUUCUUCCGUUUCUUUUAAC
Molecule: messenger RNA, 3907 nt
Organism: Aquila chrysaetos chrysaetos
Lineage: Eukaryota; Metazoa; Chordata; Aves; Accipitriformes; Accipitridae
Gene: CCDC60
Product: coiled-coil domain containing 60
Exons: 14
Coding region: 441-2540 (699 amino acids)
Source: RefSeq, a predicted model, not a curated record